AUGGAUGAACUCAGGAGAGAAACAAUCGUCGAUGUUUCUAGAUUACUUUUAGGAGUGAAACUGAAAAAUCGUCAGCAGAGUUGUACUGUGCCGGCGACGAUACUUCGUGAAAUGGAGGAAUGGGGUGGAAGGAAACAAUGGGAUGCGUCCCGGAUGAGGGUUUUGGCCACGCCCUUUGGGGGAAUCCCCAGUAUCAUAAAAUAUUACCAAAGUUCACCUUUUGUGUCUAACGCGCUUAGUGUAAUCCAUUUACCUGAGUACUUACUGGUGGACGCCAGGCGCCAAAAUGUCGGGAUUUUAUUACAUGUAAUUAAGCCAUCCUCAUUGAUGGGUACUGAGAACUUAGCAAUUAGACCGGUCAGGCACUUCAGCUACGACUUCGUAGUCUACGUACUAAUCAAAGUCUAUGUGACCCUGGGAGCGGAAUCAAAGGAGGGAGUUCCUAAUUUUGGUCAACACAAGAGUAAUCAAAUAAAAAAUCAAAAGUUAGUCUGUAUAGCUCUAGCAUCUCUAGCAGUCGCCUAUUCCGACUCGGAGGGUGAGGAUGAUGUUGAUGUCGAUGAUGAGGCUAAUACAGCACCAUCCCAGGCGGCUGCCCCCCAUAAUAAACAGGUUGGUCAGCCCCAGGGUAUUGUCAGUCCCAUAUUUGCAAAGUCCGCAACAAACUCCCCAACAUUUCCACAGACAAAUAAUUUAAAUGUAAAUGUUACACCGAUAAAAUUACACCAAUUAGUUUCGUAUGGUGUUGACGAUUCAGUUGUUCGUCAAGAGGAAGUGAGUGUAAUUCCAGAUGAAAUUGCCGAUAAACCAUCGGCAUCGCUUCAGGAGGAUAUAUACCUAGAUGAUCUCAUACCGCCUGAGCCACCGGGCGAGUGCCCAGCAGAUUUGCAGGAAAAAAUCACUACACUUCAUAGAAAAAUGGAGACUGGGGGAUUAGACUUGUCUCGCAUCAUCGAACAGAGAAAAGACUUUAAAAAUCCGUCAAUUUACUCAAAACUUAUUUCAUUUUGUAGGAUUAAUGAGUUAGGUACAAAUUAUCCGCCGGAAUACUUUGAUCCAUUCAAGUGGGAACAGGAAUCGUACUACGAGGAGCUCGGAAAGGUCCAAGAUGCGGCCAUGGAGAAACUAGCGAAGAAAGUAAAGUCUAAGGCGGAGGUGACUCCUGUCACUGUUAAAAGGCCCAUUUCUGUGGCUAUUACGGCUGUUGAGGAGAGUAGAAGGAAAGUUGGAAAGUGGGAUCAAGUGACUACGGCCACCGCUUCGACGAAGACAACUGUAGUAUCAAGUACAGCUGCGAAUGAUAAAAAAUGUAAAGUUAUUGUUGCUUUUGGUUCGGUGCAGAAAAGACGAUUGUAAAAUACUGUAGGAUAUUUCAAAUAAUUUAAUUUUUGUACAACGACAAUACCUCUGUAAAUAUGGAAAUAUAUUUUAAUAUUGAAUUUAGUGCGUAGUUUUGUUAAAUUGUAUGACGCGAAGUGCGUAGAAAAGGAAAUGGAAGGAGGAAGGAUUAUAAUAAAUUAAUAAUUGGUUUAAAAA
Messenger RNA from Diachasmimorpha longicaudata, 1536 nucleotides. Its product is annotated as SAP30-binding protein-like. Bases 1 to 1356 code for a protein of 451 amino acids. Gene Ontology annotation, cellular component: nucleus. The transcript is spliced from 9 exons. The record is from RefSeq and is a predicted model, not a curated record. Lineage: Eukaryota; Metazoa; Arthropoda; Insecta; Hymenoptera; Braconidae. Gene Ontology annotation, biological process: regulation of DNA-templated transcription.